This is a messenger RNA of Orbilia oligospora ATCC 24927, 732 nucleotides long. RefSeq lists its product as uncharacterized. Gene Ontology annotation, cellular component: mitochondrial intermembrane space. The transcript has 3 exons. The record is from RefSeq and is a predicted model, not a curated record. Gene Ontology annotation, molecular function: phosphatidic acid transfer activity. Gene Ontology annotation, biological process: phospholipid transport. The coding region runs from base 1 to 732 and encodes 243 amino acids. NCBI's taxonomy places the organism in Eukaryota, Fungi, Ascomycota, Orbiliomycetes, Orbiliales, Orbiliaceae.
AUGGUCAAGUUUUAUCAGAAUGGCUUUUCCUAUGAUUACACAUGGCAUGCCGUCACCCUUGCCUAUUUCCUCAGAUAUCCAAAUCCAUACUCCACUCAUGUAAUUUCUUCCGACGUAAUCUCCCGGCAUAUCGAUGAAGCCGGCAUUCUUCACACUGUCCGAAUACACCAUAAACGCGGAAAGCUCCCAGCCGCACUCACUCGAUUAUUACCUACUGUUUCCGACUCUUAUAUCCUAGAAACAUCACGAGUAAAUCCACAUACAAUGGUUAUGGAAACCGAAACGCGAAACCUGGAUCAUACGUCUAUAUUAAGUGUGGUUGAGCAUCAAGUUUAUACCCCGGCUGCCGAAGGAUCUGGGACCAAUGUUCAAACGACAGUUAGAUUCGACAGCAGAUUUGGGGGUAGAAGACAGCAAGCUCAACAAGUUGUCGAAGGGGAGGCACAGGAAGCUCAACCACAGCCAGAGAAGAGGAGGCUGUUCAACUUUGGGUUCGGGUGGGGUAAAGAGGGGGUGCAGAGGUCAAUUGAGAGUCUUGGCGCGAGAAGAAUGACGGAGCAUGUAGGUAGUAGCACUAAGGGCAUGCAGUUGGUGCUAACCAGGCUACGUAAUAUCGGGUUAAUCGGAACAAGAGGAGUUGAGAGGGUCAAUGAGGAUUGGAAAUCCGUCUGGAGAAGGGUUAGGGAGGAGAUACCGAAAGCGGAUGGUCUCGAUGCCGGAAUGGGAGUCUAG